Molecule: messenger RNA, 9680 nt
Organism: Oryzias melastigma (Indian medaka)
Lineage: Eukaryota; Metazoa; Chordata; Actinopteri; Beloniformes; Adrianichthyidae
Gene: epg5
Product: ectopic P-granules autophagy protein 5 homolog (C. elegans)
Exons: 45
Coding region: 491-8266 (2591 amino acids)
Biological process (GO): autophagosome maturation
Cellular component (GO): cytoplasm
Source: RefSeq, a predicted model, not a curated record
GCGCAGUUCCUGGAACGGACAAAAACAAAACAAAUGACAGCCGAACAGCGGACUAUGACAAUCUUCACAUGGCAUGUUUGUGGACCGGCUUAAAUCUAGUUUUAAUCUCGUGGAGGACAAUAUGAACAGCACUGAAACGAUGUGGAAACGUAUUUUAUUAGAAUAAACCAGCAGCUGAGGUUUAGCACAGCUAGCUCUAGCUGGGAUACGUUUUGUUUUUGACGAAUCUCUGGCACCAUGUUUACAUUAAACGACGCUUUCAGGGUUACCCUAUCGUGUUCCGAAUACUCUCAACGACAAAUAGAAAAGCCGCCAGGAGUUUUUUCAGUCUCUAGUUUAUCAUAAAGUAAGCUUUUUAUUAGCAGAUGAGACUAGUUGUUAGAAAAAUAGGCGAUGGUAGUUUUGGGGUUUUCUCUGAUCAAUACUGUGAUCGUUUCCACUCAUAGGUUCGUCCGCUUUUGUGUCGCUUUUGUUUGACUUAACACUUAAAAUGGAGGCCGUGAGACCAAAAAAGAGCAAAACAAAACACACUGGAAAAUCUCAGUCGACCAGGAAGCAGAAGCAGGCUGAAGAGGAAACAACAGCCAAAACUCACAAAGUUGUCUGCGAUGAGGCUUCCAGCUCUACCUUCACUGAGAUCCCCCUCAGCCCACCUUUCGAGGAGAUCAGGGAGAAAGGACCAGACUCAGUUAAAGCCUCUGAGAGUGCAGGACAAGCAUCACCACUGCUUUCUAGGGGGCAGCAGAUCUCUUUGCUACAGACUUCAUGCACAUCCGAUCUAACCGAGACUCUGCAAUCAACUUUGAAUUUAUCAACAGUGGGACCACAAGUUGAAGUAACUCUGACAGAGACAAACAAGAAAGAAGAGGCAAAUGAUGAGGAUGGAGCUGAGGAGGCCGUGCUUGAGGUUGGACCACAACCCACUGAGUUAGGAAACAACUUACAGCUGUGGAGUCAGCCUUUUGCUACACCUCAAUUUGAAGAACCCAGUGCCCCUGCAUUAUACCCAUCUCUUACUGAUCUGAACGAUGGUCCUGUGAUGCAGUUAUGUGAGGAAUCUGAGGAGAGUUGUACUAAAGAACCUGCUGUGCUAGCGCUGCCAGAGCAGGAUUCUUCUCCUCCAAGUUUGCAGCCUCUGGAGUCCGUAGCUGAUCUUUCAAGGAAUAAACUGUACCCAGAGUUACCAAGCACAGCCCCAGAGCUGCAGGCAUUCUCUCCAGAGCAGCUGAGCGUCUGGGAGCCAGGAGGGGGCCUGCAAUCUUGGCUGGAGGGUGUUGAGGUUUGUAACCUCCAGUUCUGCACUCUGGCCCGGCAGGAAAACCACGAACUGACGGAACUCCUUCAGAACUACUGGCGCUGUCGCAGACAGCUGACACAGUCACACACUCAGCUGCACACGCAGUCCUCUGACUGCAAAAGCACACAGAAUCGCCUUUGGACCUUCAGAGAUGAACAACUCACGCUUCAGGGUUUGUGUGCAGACCAGUCUAAAGUGUGUGGAUACCACCGUUUCCAGCAGGCAGAGUUCAAUCAGGCUAUUUUGUCUGAGCUACGGAAACUGAUCGAAGCCUGCAGUGAGCUGCUGCACCAAAAGGUGGUGCUGCAUGCAUACACCGCCCUGCUGUCACGACUGCAAGUGGAGUCAUACUUGUAUCACCUUCUGAAAGAUUGCUCUGGCAGCCAAUCACAGCCCUGCUCUCUCCAACCCCUUAAAGAAGCCAUCAGCGUCUUGUUUAGCUUCACACGAAGAGUUCUCGAUGACGCACAGUUUCAGACAGACGUUCAUCUCUGGCUUGAGAGAUUGGUUGCCGUCCUGCUGCAUAUAGGAGGGUCAGGUGAGCACCUUUACCUGUUGUGUCAUCUUUUAUGUUGUCCUGCUGGAGUGGGAAAGUGGGCCGCACACUUCCUUCAAAUUCACAUCUGGGGAAACACGUCAGGAGUGCAACAUUUUAUGCAAGCACUAGCCAUCCUAAUGUCACCUGCCAGACACCGUGCAGAGUUUCUGGGUCACAUGAAGCCUUUGGACAACCAGAGCUCAGGAACAUCAGGACCAGAGUCUGGAAACUGGACUCUUGUUGAUGAAGGUGGAGAAGAGGAUGAGGAUCCGGAGAGCAGCUGGUUGCUGCUUUGUGAGGAGGAUCUCAUUUCCCUGCUAACCCAGUUCCCCUUUCAGCAGCUUUACUCGCACAUGCUCGGGAUGAGCAAACAAGGUGUGUAUGAGCCCCAGGCCUGCUCCAGUCAGAAGCUGAUGCGGAUGUUUGCGUUUGCGUCCUCGCUGAUUGAAAUUCUCGCGCUUGGCUUGCAAACCUACAACAGAGCGCGGUACCGGCAGCUCGUCAAACGAAUUGGACACAUCAUACGAAUGACUGUGUGUUAUGUCAGCGAUCACUGGGCCCAGUAUGUGAACGCUGGUGAUGCUGCAGGAUCCAGCAGCCACGUUCACUCCCUUUCUUUGGAAAAGCUGCAGCUGGAAUAUGACCACCUGUUCCUCAGAGCCGUGUUACACGUCCUCAGAAACAAAAGGCUGGGCAUUUGGCUGUUCAUGUCUGGGAUGCCAUAUGAAACUUUGUCCAGCACCAUGUUGUGGAAAGUCCUUUAUGUAAUGCAGUGUGCAGAGACGGCAGGGUUAGAAACCCUCAGAGCUACAGCUGACACACAGGCCUGCCUUCAGGCUCUUAGAGACCCAAAUCACCAGGAGAGAUUUGAGCAAUGGCUGUGUGAGGUGAACAGUUCUGAUGGCAUAUCCCUGCUCACGGCGCUGGCACACAUGGCAACACCGACCCAGCACUCUGACCCGGCAUUUAUCACCACCAUAACUCUGCUGAUCUACCAGGUUUCCUAUGUGAGUGUGUCUACCAGAGAAACUUACUCCAAGGUGGGGAGAGAGCUACUGGCUUCCAUAGCAACGGCUCAUCCCUUUGUUAUCUCUGUGCUCCUGGAAAGACUGAGGGAGAGCAUCCAGAACGUUGGAAUGGUUGCACUAUACUUGUGUAAGGAGCUGCCUUUAAGUCAGUGGCAGCCGCGGCAAGAAGAAAUCUGUGUGAUUGGAGGCUGGCUGCUCCAGCAUCCUCUGUCUGCGGUGGAGAACCGCUUAGCCUGCGUUAUCCUGGAGGGUCUAAACUGGGGUUACACAGAGGAAGGGGUUUUGGCUCUGCCAUCGUUCCUCCACAGAGAAGUAGCCCUGCUGGUGGCUGAAGCCUAUCAGAAGUACCUCACGGACAAACCGUACAGUGGACUCCUUUCUGAGGGAAUCAAACAGGCGUCUUACCUCGCCAGCAUCCUUCGUCUGGGCGUGUCUCCUGAGGCGUCUUUUAGUCAGUGGGCGUGGCAACUUCUGCUAAGACUGAAACUCCACGUCAAUGCCCAGAACCCCAAAGGAGCCUGGACCGUUCCUGCGCUGGCAUCAAACCAGCCAGCUGAGCUUCCACAUGAUCCCAGCAUGCACUCUGUUCUACGGGCGGUAAAAACAGGCCUCCCCAUUGGAUGCUAUUUGUCCAUUGCCAUGACAACAGUGGGACAUAGCUUGGAAAACUUUUGCACCGAUGGAGUCGGGUUGUUUAAGACUCUGAUCCAGUCUCGCCACCUGAGAGCUGCUGUGAACCUGCUGGAUAACAUCCUGCCUCCCACGUACCCUCUCAGCUUUUAUCUGCUCAAAAACUCCCAGUUUGUAAGCUGCAUUCAGUUGUUCUUGCAGUCUGACAGUGUGUGUCCUCAAGGGGUGACGCAGCAGGUCACUCAUCGAGUUGCACCCCUCCUCACUGGAACCACCUACGGAGACAAUGUCCGUCUGCUGAACAGCGUCAUCCAGAGUCAUGUGAUUGAAAGCUUGCGCCCCGGUCGUGUGGGAGCCUCGGCGGUGUUGGAGUUUUGGGUCGGGAUCCUGACUCAGCAGAACUUGUGGUACAGAGACAAGACCGUUUUGUUUCUGAUGGAUCAGAUCUGCUGCGCUGCCUUCACUCACCACCAGGAGGACUGUGUCCAGAAACUUCUGUACCAGCAGCACAAGAGUGCUCUGGGUUUCCAUGGAGACCGAGGUCUGCUCUCCUCCCUGGUUGGCUGGAUUGCUGGAAAUGCCACACCAUCUUUCAUUGAGGGUCAAUCUCUUAGUGCAGAGGUUUGGUUUGCCUGGAUGGUCCUUAAUAUGGAGGGCUUGUUUGAGGAAGAGUCUCAGCUGAGACGCUGUGUUGAACACGAGCUGCUGUCAGAGAACAUCUCUCCAGAUCAAGCUUUAAAGAAGGCUCAGCAGAGGCUGAAGUUGCCUGUGGUCCCGUCUCUGCAACGUCUGCAAGUGUAUCGCUGGGCGUGCCAGGCCAUAGCCACGCCCCCUGAUCACCCCCUCCUGCCACUUGUGUGGCAGAAGUUCCUUCAACUCUACCUGAGACAGCCUGGACCAGAGUAUGGGCUCGCUGCGGGGGGGUGUAUCGGACGGAGGUUCUUCCAGGGCUCUUCCCAGGCCACUGUGCUGAAAGAUCUGAGGCAAAGGAUACAAGAAGUGUCAGACUUCCAUCAUGCAGCAAGCCAAGCACUUCGGGUGCCCCUGCCUAAUACCCCCUCAUCCGACUCACAAAGCGACAAAAGCUCCUGUAAUCCCCAACCGUACAACCUCACCUCACCUCAGCUGCACACCGAGCUGGUCAAAUUGUUUGGUGUGUUUGCUUUGUGGAUGGAUGAUGAGAGUCUCCAGAACCAUGAGGUUUACCUGCCCUCUCUCCCCCCUGAGUAUGAAUCUCACAGACUGGCACAGGUCAUGCAGCAGCAGCAGUUGUGGCUGGAGUUUGUGGACCAGGAGCGUCUGCAGUUUGAUGAGAUGGAGGUUUUGUCUUUGUGGGAGAAAGCUCAGAGCGAGCCGGCUUUCCUUCAGACUCAGAACCUGGGCUUCACUGACCGCUCCAGUCUGAGCAGUGCAAAAGAGCGGAUCCUGUCCAGUCUGAAAAAACAUCCCAUUCCUCUGCCGGCUCCAGAGUUACAGCCACAGAAAGCUCCGGUGGCUGCCAUUGCAAAUGUCUGUUACACAGACCCUAAAGCUGCUGCUGAAAUGUUACAGCAGGACCUCCAAACUUUGCAAGACCAAGCCAGAAUUGCAGUUGCACGGGAAGCCCAGCAGGUGGCACUGGAGCACGAGCUUCUGGAGAGCCUUCCCUUGUUGUUCAAGAACCGACCAGAGCAGGUCACCAUGGCCCUGGAGUGUAAAGGGAAGGGGGGGCAGCCCUGCCAAGGACCUGCAAACAUCACCGUCACAUGCGAGCGCGUCCAAAGACAGGAAGCAGUCCACAGCCAGAUAACCUCCCUGCGAAGAGACAUCAAGAAGCUACAGAACGACUCCAUGGCGCCUCCACCUCAAAACCUGGCCCAGGCCGCCGUCCACACCGAGAACUUUAUCACGGCUUUAGUCAACACAUACAAAGCAGAGAAGUCUCUGGCGCUGCAGCAGGUUGGUGUGACAGCAUUUUACCAAGUGGUCUCCUUCGUGUGUGAGGACACGCUGCGACAUCCCCCGACACGCCAGUACCUGUCCUCCUGUGUGGAGAUCCUGGGACAGGUUUUUAUCCAGGGAAAUGCAGAAGAGUGCAGUCGUGUCCUAAAGGCCAUCCUGGAGCAGAGGCGUCUGUGUCCUCUCAUUUCCCCCUUCUUCACUCCCAACGCCGCGCCGAAUCAGCUCGUCUCCCUCUACCAGGACGUGGUGACAUCCCUUCAUCUCGACAGCGCCGAUGUCAUUUUCAUGCUGCUGACUAAGUUUGACCUGACACAGUGGCUGAAUGAUACCAAUCCAGUGUUUUCGGAGAGAACUCGCUUGCUGGAUUUGGUUCACGGAGCUCUGUGCGUCUGCGGCCGAGAACCCGAACCGGAACUUCUCACUCCUUUUCAUCUCUUCACCAAACACUGGAGCUGCCUUCUGCGCCACCAUUUCCCAGACCAUUACAGUGAUUGCCUUCGGCUGCUCAUGACCAGUUCAUCAAACCAGUUGUUGAGUCCAGAAUGCUGGAAAGUGACCCUGCGCGUCCUCGGAUGCUUACCUCCAUCCCGCAGCCCCAAAAUUAAAGUGGAGCCAUCAGCCAGCACUGCAGCUGCAGCCCCAGCAUCUCCUUACAGAUCCGCCAUCAGCCUCUCCACUCAGCAAGUGGAAGAGACGGUUGACUGGCUGAGCGACUACUUCUUGCGAAGCCGUCUGAAUAAGCCGGACCUGCGCAGCUUUGGCCUUUAUUCGGCCUGGACUUCCUACGUCCCGGAUGUGGCGUCCUUCUGGGAAUAUUUGCUCAAUUACCUCAUCAACGUGCGGCUCAGCAGCUGCGCCAGAGAGCCAGUGGGAAGCAGCAAAAUACUAAAAGCUCUGCAGGAUCUCCACUGUAAACUCGUGAGGUUAUUUCAACCGUGGAUCUUCCCUCUGAAUGCUGGUGAUGGCAAUAGCGUCAAGUGUUACCCCUGGCUGGAGACGGAGGCCAGUGGAGCAGGAAGUCUGGUUGGUCUCUAUGUGCAACUCACAGACAGUCUUCAUCACAAGUUCAGAGAUCGGCUGCUGCCUGGUCAGAGAGGAGCUCUGUGGCUGUGUAUGAUGCAGUACUGUGAGAGCUGCACCUCUCCACGCACUCCUGAGUACCUGCUGUACCUGUACCACACACACCUGCACAGCCUGUCCUGGAGACACCUGCACCCUGACACUCAGCUCAUGGAGCAGCUCUUCAGUGUGGAGAGAGGAAGUCCUAAAAGUUGCUUUCUCUUUAUGGGUGAAGUCUUGUGCAAUGUCAACUGGAUCAGUGUUUUAAGCCACUACUUACAGACACCUCCCAGCUCUGCAGCGUACCCAACCUUACCGAACACAGACGCACAGAGCGAGUCGCAGAAAAUGUUGGUCUACCUGCUGCACAUGCUAGUUUUUUUAGCCAAGGAGGAUACGCUCUUGAGUCAACAGGACUCCCCUCUACUCAGUCUGCUGGUUCAGUCCACUUCUCUGCCGUGGCACCAGCUGGAUCUGUCGUCGUACCAGAGCAUUCUGGGAUACGUUAGCACGCACUACCCCUCGUCUCUGCUGCUCAGCGGAGAUUCUGCUCCUCAGCUGCUGCUGAAAUCCCUCCGCAGUGCUGCAGGGCUCCACCCUCGUCCCACUGAAGCCCCACACCAGGAGGAGACGCUCAAAGCCGGACUGUAUGUGCGCUGGUGUGUGCAGUCGCUCGUCACUCUGGAGCAGGGAGGUGGCAUCACCCUCGGUGUUCUGGAAGCUCAGCUGGAAGCCCUUCUAGAGGGCGUUGUCACAUUCAACCCACCAGCUCCACACUCUUGUACUCUUCUCUCUGCAGAGGUGGGCUUGGAGGAGAGGCACAUGGCAUUCUGCAGCCUCUUUAGCGACGUGCUGGCUCUUCUUAACGGGGUGGGGGUGUCGACAGGCGAGGCGCUCUCUGCUCACGUCAUCACCUGGCUGGACAGGAAGGGGAGGGGCUUUCCGAUUCUGCCUCUUCUCACAGCCUGCUCCCGUUGUCUCGCAUCGGUGCGACACAUGACGCGGAUCAUGGAGGCAUGCAUCACUGCAUACUUCAACCAUGCUGAUGAAGAGUGUGUAGGUUGGGGUCCUGUUCUGGCCUCCCUGCAGGUCCCUGAACUCACAAUGGACGACUUCCUGUCCGAGAGCCAAACAGGAGGCAGCUUCCUGACGCUUUAUGCCUUCAUUUUGCAACGCCUCAACACCGAAUACACAGCAGCCAACGAGAGGAGGACUCUGGCUCUCAUCAACACCUGGACAUCCCAAGUCUUCCCCAGCAGACCAAGCGAUGAAGCCAAACUGUUCCUCUGGUGGCACAAGGCCCUCAGUAUCUCCGUGGAGCAACUGCAGCCACAAGCAGGGCAGACGGAAGUGUCGGGAGUCAUCAUGGGUCUGAUGAAGCUGCAAACCCGGCUGCUGCAGCUGGGAGAAGAACGACUCAACUCUGGACUGCUGGGUGCUAUUGGCCUCGGGAAGAGGUCUCCUGUUUCUACCAGGUUUAGGGUGGUGGUGCGAAGUCUGGCAGCUUUCCUCUCCAUCCAAGUGCCGUCAGAGACCGAGCUCAGACUCCAGCCAACUGCUGAUUUGCAGCUCUCUGCCAAAGCACAACAAACAUUGGGAAUGCUGGAGGCCAUGCUCAGCGCUAAGCAGAAUGCUGAAUUUGAAGACUCUGUGAAAAAGGCUCUGCAGUUCAUCCGAUACCCCGGACACUGUCUCAGAGAUGGACCCCGACUGCUCUCCUUAGUGGUCAACCUUCUCUAUCCGGACCUAAAAUACCUACACGUCAUUCGCUAACCUCAUCCUUAGCUCCCACUGGAUGUAGUUUUGUGCUGCAGAAUUUGCUGAUAUCUUCUCCCACUCUUCUCUCAACGCUAGAAGCAACCCUCAACUUAUUUAUAUGAGUGCCGAGUUUAUUUAGUCAUAGUAAAUUUGUUCUGAGCAGACUGAGAUGGCAGAAAGUUGACACACUUGAGGAUUUGGUUGCUUUAAAAUAAAGAGUGAAAUCCUGUUUCUCUUAAACAGUAAUAAACAAGAGGAAUUUCACUGACUUUUAGAAACAUUAAGAAAAUAAGUCAACACAGAUUUAUAUUAAAGGCACUCCCUUUAUUUUAAUUUAAAUGUGACCGAUCCUUUUGCAAAGCUGCCAAAAGGCCUGAGGUUGGGCUUUGAAACAAAUUAGUGAUGCAGCUCAUCCUCACAGUCACCUGCAGUGGGAUUUUAGGAUUAACCUGCCAAACUCUGCAGAUUUCAGGAACUUCAAGAUCCCAAAAUUACUACAGGCAUUAUCAGUCUGCAGACAAAAAUUUCAAUGAAGCACAAACUUUUCCAGUAUAAAUCUAUAUACUAAAUCGCCUUCAGCAAACAAGCCUCUGCGUGACUGCAGUGGACGUUGCAAAUGUAUAGUUUUGGACUGGUGAUGAAUCACAAAACCAGUCGGCAAUCUGAAACUUUUCUCUUGGCUGACAUUUUUUUAGCACUUUACGUUCUCAUGCCUUGUUGAUGCCUUGUUGCUUUUUAAAUACCAAGUUACGAAUAGUUUGUUUCAAUUAGAAACAGAAAGGCUGCUGCAUCUAUCAAUAUUUAUUGAAGCAGAAUUCAGGAAUCAGAAUUCAGUUUUAGAUGCAAAUUUGACGCUUGUGUGUGAUUGAAAAAAUGUGUGUUUGAAGAUAGUAGGCAUGAAUUUAAUAAGCCUGUUCGAGUGAAGAAAGAACAUUCAAGCAUGUAUAGCUUUACUACUAAUGUUUUGGUACAAUGUGAAAAUGUUGAUUUAAAGUACUGUAUGGAGUGGGCAGGUUUCUGUCUGACUCAAUCCCGUUUUGUUGCAGUAUUAUUCAUGUCAAAGUGCUCUCCUUUCCUUCCUGCCAAAGAUGUUGCUCGGCUAACCGGAACCCUUUUCUCCGCUGAUGGUUUCUCUGGGAUGUACAGGACGACUAAAUUAGGUGCCAAACUGUGUCCACUGUACAGUCAAGGCUGUCUGCACAUUCAAUCACCCUCUCCGGUUCAGCACUUCCGUUGCUCCGUGCCAUCUCGAUAACAACGGAGCAGCACUUCAGCAGCCUGGAGCUUGCCUUAUUGCAGGUGUUACCUGGGGAGAGUUAAUGGCUAAAGCAAAUCUUUUUUUAUGAGUCAUGGAUCUGGAGUGAAUGUGCAGCAGAAAUAACUAUAAAGCAGAGCUAUGGAGACAAGUAAAUAAAGUUGAUUGAAUCUC